GCGGAGCGGCGACCGGGGGCGACUGGCUCGCUCGGCAGGCGCGCGCACCAGCGGUGCUCACAGGUGGGCGACUCCGCCCGGCACGCCCGAGCCCGUCGUGCAGGGUCCCGGGCGCAGCGGCGCCCAGGGGAGCCGGUCCUCCUCCCGGUCCCCGCCUCUGUCGGAGGGCAGGCGUUGGCGUUAAUGAGAAGCGAGGAUGUGUUUACAGGAUGUGAGUUGAGUUCUUGCCACCUUUACCUUCCGAGAGAGCUUCUUAUGCCUCAUGGUGACAGAUGCAAAUCGGUACACUAAAGGGCAAUAUGAAGCCAGUAAAAAAAAAGAAAACCGAAGAACCUGAGUUGGAGCCCCUGUGCUGUUGCGAGUACAUAGAUCGAAAUGGGGAAAAGAACCACGUGGCUGCCUGUUUGUGUGAUUGUCAGGACCUCGAUGAAGGCUGUGACAGAUGGCUUACCUGUAAAUCACUUCGGCCAGAGACUUGCGAAAGAAUCACAGAUACAAUUUCUGAUCGCCUCCGAAUUCCUUGGCUCAGAGGAGCCAAAAAAGUUAAUAUUAGCAUCGUCCCUCCGCUUGUACUCUUGCCGGUUUUCCUUCACGUGGCUUCCUGGCACUUCCUGCUGGGCGUGGUGAUUCUGACCUCCCUCCCCAUGUUGGCACUCUGGUACUACUACCUCACUCACAGAAGGAAAGAACAGACGCUGUUUUUCCUGAGCCUCGGACUGUUCUCGCUGGGCUACAUGUACUAUGUGUUCCUCCGAGAAGUCGUUCCCCAGGGGCGCGUCGGGCCCGCUCAGCUGGCCCUGCUCACCUGCGGGCUGUUCCUGAUACUCUUCGCCUUGUACCGAGCCAAGAAGAACCCAGGCUACCUCAACAACCCAGCAUGCAAUGACAAAUCCCCAAGCAGCAGCCAAAUUGAAUGCCCAGUCAAAAAGGGGCAGGAGAAGACCAAAGGGUUCCCCAGCACAGAUACCUCGGGGAGCCUCAACAACCGCACACUGAAGGACGAUGUUAGGAGUUCCUCCAGGGUGGGGCUGGACAGCCCUGCCAAGGCGAAGGAAGACUGGUGUGCCAAGUGCCAGCUAGUACGGCCCGCCCGGGCAUGGCAUUGCCGGAUAUGCGGCAUCUGUGUAAGGAGAAUGGAUCAUCAUUGUGUCUGGAUAAACAGCUGCGUCGGGGAGUCAAACCACCAAGCGUUCAUACUUGCCCUUUCCGUCUUCUUGCUCACUUCGGUUUACGGGAUAUCGCUGACCUUGAGCACCAUCUGUGGGGACAGAAGCCUCUUCACGGCCCUCUUCUACUGUCCCGGAGUCUAUGCCAAUUACAGCUCAGCCCUAGCCUUCACCUGCGUGUGGUACUCUGUGAUCAUCACAGCGGGUAUGGCCUACAUCUUCCUUAUCCAGCUGAUAAACAUCAGCUACAACGUAACAGAGAGGGAGGUGCAGCAGGCCCUUCGGCAGAAGACCGGGCGCCGGCUCCUCUGCGGGCUCAUCGUGGACACAGGCCAGUACAACAGGGGCUUCCUGCGCAACUGGGUCCAGUUCUCCACCCUCGGCACUCGCACAGUCCACAACCCCGCCGAGGACAUCGUCUGAAGUGCCUUCCGUGCAGCUCUGUGGGACAUGCCUCUGUCCUUUCCACUUUCCACGUUAGUAUCCAUGCAGGAUUCUUCGCCACCGCCCACUCCUCAGAGGUACUGGAGGGCUAUGCUCAGGUGUGGAGAGAGGACUGAGGAAAGGGUAAUUUUUCUUCUGCCUUUAUAACUUACAGGAGUUCAGUACUGAAGAGAGUCAGACCUUCCUGUCACCGUGCUGACUCAGGCCGCAGAAGCAGCAAAGAGGCUGCGGAUCACACAAACUGUUCAUAUGAAGAAGGAAGUUAGUUAGUUAGAACUAGGAACGUUUCUAGCCUUCCUUUCAAUUCUUAAUAGCCAUAUGACCCCUUGGUAGAGUCACUUUUCCCAAGUCUCAGGUUCAUCUGUAUGGGGGCUUCUACUGCCUGGCUACCUCCUGGAGCAGCCAUCAUGGCCACCUGAGAAGGGUGUGGAAGCACUCCAGUCCACUCAAGCAUUGGAGGAAUCAGGCAUUAGGAAAUCCCUAGGACUGAAGCAGACCGCCUGUAGGUUAGAACGCUGAAGCCAGUACUAUUAAGACAAUCAGUUUGUACAGUUAUGGAAAUUCUCUGUGUUAGACCUGUUCUCGCAGGAGAGCGACGAGGGUCAACGCUAGUCAUCUUGCCUUGAGAAGGACAGCUGAUGAAAAUACUUAUUAUGUGUGCAGUGCGUAGUGGGCAGAAAUUUAGGUGACAAAUAUAUUUAUUUGUUAAUGUAUCAUUUUAUAUUUAUUAUCAUUCUAACAAGUUUUUCCCUCCUUCCAUGUUUUACCUGGGUGAGGUGCACUCACACACUGGUAGUGGUGGCAGGAAGGAGAGGAGACUGUCCUCUGAGAACAUUUCCCCUCUUUUGUGACUGUGGAGGCUGAUUAAUAUUAAGGGCUUGAUUUUUUAUUAUUGUUUGUGUAUUUCCAGUGCUGUAGGUUUACAGCACUAAAUGGGAACAUCAGCCUGGCAUGAACUCUCUCCGGGUGCCUGACACCUUCCCAUAGCCUCGUGGCUGCUCAUUCGCCCUCCCUGUGAACACACGUCUCACUAGGAGAGAACAACAGGGUAUAUGUGCCUCCCAGCGCUGACCAGAAUACUGCUUUCCAGCUCUUCCCAGCACUAAAAUUGUUCCUUUGUGUCUCAGAACUGAAACUUGGGGAAGCCUGCAGAAUGGGCCCUCUUCCUGCCAUAGAAACGGGAGAUCCCUAUGAGGAAAAUUCCAUCUUGAAAGCGUUUGUUUUUUACACAUGUACUGUUUCUGCGCUCCCACAGAUCAGAGAUAAUUUGUGAGACCUUGAAUUUGCCUUGGCCUUGUUGCUAGAGGGAAACAGUACUUUGUGGGUUUGCUGCUGGUUGCUGUUCUGUGCCUGUUCGCACACACUGAGGAAACGCUCCUGCUUCUUGGUGUAGUCUGCCCUUUGUGCCGAGCACCGCCCUGAAACUUGCCAUUAACCAGGGCUUUCCUGAAGACUGGCACCACAUUUUCAUCCAGAGACCUAUUGUUUAAUAAAUAGUAGACUCCAUAUUCCACUGGGUAAGCCAGAGAGCGAGCCUGGGGAUGUCCGCUGACUGCAGCUUCUGCAGCCAUGCUUGUGCCUGGCCCAGAGUCCGACGUUCAUUUAGAAUGAAAGUUGGCUUGGAUACAACUCAUUUCUGUCUUCGUGGGUUUUAGGUAAGAGAGAUGGUAGUAAUGUCAAAGACAGCGCAUGUGGGCAGAAAUUGGUAGUUUUCAUGUCACUAGAAUACCAGAUAUGUAGCCAAAUCUGAACAUCUAGCUGCUGUGAAAAUUUACAGAAAAGGGAUAGUCAGUCCAAGUGCCUGCUGCACCUUUAGCAGCAGUGCACCUGGGGUGUGAAGGCCAGCACUGCCCCAAGACCCUGCGUGGGAGAAUUAGGAAUGAGCACCCUCUUUCUCAGAGCUUGCCACUCAAGACUCACAUGAAUGAAUGAAUGAAUGAAUGAACGAACGAACGAAUGAAUGAACAAACGAGGCCACUCAUUUCCCCUCACAUGGAUGGGGACUCCUUGUUGGUUCUGUUGCUCACUGGAAUUAAGAAGCCAGACUUUUUUUUUUUUAAGAUUUUACGUGUGUGUGUGUGUGU
This is a messenger RNA of Apodemus sylvaticus (European woodmouse), 3694 nucleotides long. It is a transcript of the gene Zdhhc23, whose product is annotated as zinc finger DHHC-type palmitoyltransferase 23. Gene Ontology annotation, biological process: peptidyl-L-cysteine S-palmitoylation; protein targeting to membrane. The transcript has 5 exons. Lineage: Eukaryota; Metazoa; Chordata; Mammalia; Rodentia; Muridae. Gene Ontology annotation, molecular function: protein-cysteine S-palmitoyltransferase activity. Bases 273 to 1589 code for a protein of 438 amino acids. Gene Ontology annotation, cellular component: endoplasmic reticulum; Golgi apparatus. The record is from RefSeq and is a predicted model, not a curated record.